AUGGAGCGCGCCCUCGGGGACCCGGCGCUUGUCCUGUGCAGCGCCUGUCUCAAGCGCAACGAGCACGAGCAGCGCUGGCUGCCACUGCGCUGCAACGCGGACCAGGCGCUGCUCGUGCGCGACGUGUGUGUGCAUCCGCACUGUCCGCAUCUGCAGGUGUGUGGCCAUUUGUGUGUGACACACGUGCUGGAGAGAGAGCUUGGGUGGCAGGACCAGAGCCACAGCGUGCGCGCGUGUUCCGGCUGCCGGGAGAGCGCGCUGGAGAUCUACCGCAAGAACCGCGACGUCUGGUUUAUUCUCGAAGAGGGGGAGCACGCGACUCAAGCGCUUGGCGUUGAGCGGCGCGUGAAGAAGCCGAUGUCGAAUUCGUUAGAAGUGACUGGCGUGCGCACACGAGCAGCGGAUCGAAGAACGAAGUGCAGUCAAGACCAAAGGCCGCUGAGGCGCGGCAAGUUGAGGCGGUCUGUGAAGAAGCACAAGAUGCAGAAGGAGCAGAGGCUCGUGAAUGAACGUAGUUCGGACAAUGCGUUACUCAACGAGACGAGCAAAUGUCUUUGGCGAGACAAGCAGAAGCGCAGCGAGACAGAGACCGAAUCGACGUUGACGGCUUCUUGUACUGCUUCUCUUGCUGCAGAAUCGGGGAAGGAUGAUUGCAUGCUUGAUGGGAACACUCGACCGGUGCCAGAAGAGGUUUUCUGCAUGAUUGCGGGGUGCACACGCUAUGCCAAGACUGGCAAGUGGUGCCGCUUCCAUGCACUAGAACCGCUUGUGUUUAUUCGCCCAAGCGUGUGCGCGAAAACAGCGGGGUCGACUGCUGUCCUGGCGAAAUGA
Molecule: messenger RNA, 831 nt
Organism: Peronospora matthiolae
Lineage: Eukaryota; Oomycota; Peronosporomycetes; Peronosporales; Peronosporaceae
Source: the annotation of a GenBank genome assembly